AUGAAGAGGACCUGCCCGGUGCCGGAGAUCAAACCCCUGGACCAGUACGACAUCAGCCGGGCCAAGAUGUGCGCCAGUGUCCGGUGGCUGCUGUCGAAGUCGUACGGCUCUGCAGAGAACGUCCCCGUGGAGUUCCGGGAGCCGCUCUACAAGGACCAGUGGAAGCAGGAGCACCUGAAGCCGGCCGUCUCCAAGCUGCUCGUGUCCCCGGAGAUCUACUGCCGAGCCCAGGCCCUGCUCGCCCAGGCACACGGGGUCUCCGGGCCCGCGGUGCAGGGGUCGCCCGCCGACAACUCCGCCCUCCUGCAGCUCCUCAUCAAGAAGGGUUUCGCUGCCAGGGUCCAGGAAGUAGACGUCACAGAGGAGGACCUGAGCAGCGUCCCCAUCAAGACGAAGUCCCACCUGGCCCUGAUUGACUCUCUGAUGUCACUGGCAGCUGAAGAGACGGUGGGCCGGGUUAAGAUGGCGGUGGAGGCGGGGCAGAUGGGCGUCUUGUCUCCGUGGGAAAACGCGCUGCUCUUCUGGGUCAACAGGCUGAACCAGAAGUUGAGGGAAAGCACAGAAGAAGAAGAGCCGCUCAGAUCCCAGACGUGCACGGACCUGCAGUCGGUCCAGGACACGUGUCCAUCCAACCGCUGGUACUGGAAACUAGUCCCACAUGCUAUCGCUUUUUGUUUGAAGGAGUCGGGGAAUAAGCCGCCAGUGAUCCGUUACAGGAAGGACAAAGUGCUGUCUAAGCUCACUCCCACUUUCCCUCUGGUUUCUGCGGUCAAGGAUCUGUCUAAUGGCUGCGCUAUAGCUGCUGUGCUGCACUACUACUGCCCAAGCCUGCUGCCUCUAGAGGACGUGUGUCUGAAAGACACCAUGUCCGUGGCCGACAGUCUCUACAACCUGCAGCUGAUCAGAGAGCUUAGUGAGAGCAGUUUACAGAGCUGCUGCCCCCUGGCUGUGGAGGACCUGCUCUACGCUCCUCCUGUUCUUCAUCUGAACAUCAUGAGCUUCAUAGCAGAGCUGUUGGACUGGUUCGAGGUCAAGAAGCCGGAUUUCGUUCAGACCCUACAACCCAUCGACCUCACAGACAUCUCAUGUUUCCUGGACUGUACAAGUCCUGUCAGUGGAAACAGCAACAGCGGCUCUCCUUCCUUUAUCUUCAAACAACCCUUUGUGCCCAUCUCCUCUCCGGUGUCACCGGAAAACAAAAGUUGGACAAAGAAACAAAUCAGUCGUCCUCUCUCAGCAGUGACUUUCAGCAUCCCAUUUGGGCUGGACAGUGAUGUUGACAUUGUCAUGGGAAACCCAAUAGAUUCUGUCUUUCGCUCCGUCAGCACUGACAGCCUCACCGCCGGCAUCCCUGCCAUGACCGAGCCGGUGACCGCGGCUGGGAUGACUCGGGUUCCGUACAGCCCUCCGGAGGACCUCAGCCACCUGGUCAGCGCCUCGGCCCCAUCGCAGCGCUCCUCCUGGGGGCCGUACGCUCACACGGCACCACUAGGGGAGCUGCCGACCAUCGAGGAGGCGCUACAGGCGGUUCAUACUCCCAACAGCAAAGAUCGGAAGAAGGGAAGGACGCCCGAGAAGGUUGGAAGAGGGGUGUUGGGAGGACGGCCAGAGCCCAGGUUGCGUCCCGAGGGAGCUCCUGCUGGUUUUUUCCUGCACUCCCCUGAGGAAAAGAAUCCUGAGCUCAGCAGCUCUGCUCCCUGUCGAUCGGGGAUCCUCCACCGGCCGGCCGGGGGAGAGGCGGGUGACACUGUAAGGCAAGGGAGGAGAGAGAGGAGGGAGAGACCAGGGCGGAGCUCCGAUAUGUCACGUGAUGACGAUUCUGUUCUACGAGACGGCAGCGUCGACUCCUCUGAAGCAUCCGACGAUGGCCCGAGAAAUGCGCCCGGUAACAUGCGACCCAGUAACGGUCGCCAGGGAAACCACAGCAACAGCAACAGUCCACGAAUGACAAGCUUUGCUGAGCGGCGAGACAGCAGAAGAAGACAUCCUGCUGCUGCUGGAGAGGAGUCUGCCUCUGCUGCGACACCAACAACCCCAGGAACUCCACAGACGCCUUCAACCCCAGCGGGAGCACCUGGACCCCAGGACAGCCCCGGCCCCAGGGGUCCCGAACCCGGCUCUGAGGCCUGGGAGCUGGGGGCUCGUCUGGAGGAAAAACGGAAAAGUAUUGAAGCCCAAAAAAGACGCAUCGAAGCCAUCUUUGCCAAACACAGACAGAGGCUUGGGAAAACUGCUUUCCUCCAACUAAAGAAAGAGCAAGGAGGAGGAGAGGGAGCAGGGGAGGAUACUUUCACCCUGGAGGAGCGCCUCACGUGCAUGGAGGAGCAACUGAAAAAGGAGGAGGAGAAGGAGGAGAAAGAAAAGACAGAGAAAGAAAAAGAUGGAGAUAAGGAGAAAGAGAAGCCAUCUGUUUCCAACCCUCCUCGGUUGGAGAAGCAGGUCACAUUCUCUAUCGAAAGCAAGAAAGGGGCAGAAAAGGAGAAAGGAGGUGAAGGUGUGAUUGUGGAGUACAACGAGGUGGUGCAGAAACUGAGUGAAGCUCUGCAGUCGCUGCAGAAGGACAUGCAGAAACUUACAGAGCAGCAGCAGCAGCUCAUGAGCAACCAAAGACCCAGGAAUGCAUCCAAGACCAGUGCAAAGUCGACAGCUAGAAGCAACCUCAAGACUCCACCCAGAACCCCCCCCCACACACCAACCAGGACUCCACCCAGAACCCCGACAAAGACUUCUACCAAGACCAACACCAAAGCUUGGGUGAUCCCAGCUGCUCCCACUCUCCCCUCCGCCUCCUCUCCGUCACGACGCUCUCACGCUCUCUCCACCUCGCCCAAAACCAUCAUCUCCUCCUCCUGCCCUGCUCCUCGCACCAAGAUCCACGCCUCCUCCACGCCGCGCAGCCCCAAACACCAGCAGCGCCCCCAAAACCAACGGCCCCACCCACGGCCUUCCGAACUCAAGUUCCCUAGCUGUCGCGUGUUGACGACGACCCAGACCGUCGACACCAUCCCCCACCUGCGCCGUGUGUCCCCGAGCAAGUGUCGGGAUCAAACCUCCUCUUCCUUCCGUAUCGGUGGUCCGAAGACUCCUCAGGAAUUCCCUCAGCCCGCCCAGCAGCCACAGCCGGAUGAGAGCACCUCAGAAACCGGCUCCAGCGAGACACCCACCCAGUUCAGCCUGGAGCUGGAGCAGGAGGAGCUGGAGGCGGUCGGAGGACUUCCGGUCGCUCCACAUCCCAGACGAGAGCAUCACAGACCUGCGUGUGGCAGCAGCUCCGGUGCUCCUUCCGAGUGCUCCUUCGAGAGCGAUACCUUGUCCCUCUCGGCGGCGUUCAGCAUCGCAGGCGCAGGGAAACGCUGCAGCCUGAUCGAGUCACUGUCAUCUCUUGGAGAGCCAGAGGAACGGCACGAGUUCUCCUCUGAUUCUAUGAGCGAUCACACGGAAUCUGCUGCGGAACCUGCAAGAGGACCCGUCCCAGAACCCUUCGAUCCUUUAGAGCAACUGAAUCACGCAACUGAAGCCGAGGAUUUGCCAGAAGAACCAACGGAAACCAAAGAGGACACAAGAGAGACAGAGACCUUAGAGCUGAGUGGAGAAGUGACUGAGCUGGAAACCAGAGGAGGAAUUGGAUUAUUCUUUCAGGAGGAGGUUCUUAGCGAGGGGGAGAUGGCCCAGAAGAAAGCUCUCCUGUUGGAAAGACAGCAGAAGAGAGCAGAGGACAUAAAGAAGAGGAGACAGCUGCAGGAGCAAGAGAGAGAGAGAGAUAACAGACCCGGGGAUUCUUACAAGAGAGCGUCUCCCUGCAACACACCUCCUCCGGGCACCACCUCCCCUUCCCCCACUCCUCCUGCUACUCCGGCCCGGUGGGGAGACUUCACGCGAGGGGAGCACGCACUGCGGCACCAGCUCAAGAUCAUGGAUGAUCUGGACAAAAUGCUGCGGCAGCAAAAAUCACCCAAUCAAGGACGAUCUUCUGCAAAGAAAACGCGCUCUCGGCCACGCAGCAUGACCAGAGAGGAAACACACCUGUCUCUGAGUCCCGCCAAGGGAGCAGCUGGCUCUAAAUUGACCAAAGUCUACUCUCACUCCUCCCUCAACCUGGCAGCCACGGACGAGCCAAGGAAACCUGGUGGUGACGCCACGAAGAAAGCUCACAGCCGCCCCGAGUCGCCUUUGGCCUGUGUGACACCGAGUCGACUGGCCAAUCAGAACAGAGACAAGGACUUGGAGAGCGGGUCCAAUGGAACCUCGCCCGCCCCAGAAUACACAGGUCCGAAGCUUUUCAAAGAACCGAGCUUCAAGUCGAACAAAUUCAUCGUUCACAACGCUCUGUCUCGCUGCUGCUUGGCGGGAAAGGUCAACGAGGCACAGAAGAACAAGAUAGUUGAGGAGAUGGAGAAGAGUCCGGCCAACCACUUCCUCAUCCUCUUCCGCGACACCAGCUGCCAGUUCAGGGGCGUUUACACCAUGAACCCCGACUCCCAGGAGCUGGUGCGAUUGGCCGGCGUGGGUCCACGGACCAUUAGCUCCGCCCAGGUGGAGUCCAUCUACAAGUACAGCUCGGACAGGAAGCAGUUCAGCGCCAUCCCCUCUAAGACCAUGGGCAUGAGCGUCGAUGCUUUCACCAUCCCCGGUCAUCUGUGGCACGGAGGAGGAGGAGCCGGGGGGGGAGGGACCAGGAGGGCGAGCAUUACUAAGAAGGCGGUUAUUUCUAAGUGAGGAAUUUAACACGACAUCACAGUGACAUGUGACUGAAGACAACACUUUAAUCUCACUAAAUAUAGUGAAUAUUUUAAAAAAGGUCACAUGCACACUGAUAAGCUUUUAGGAAUGUGUGUGCGAACACCUGUGUUGCCCUUGGACUUUACUAGAAAUACAAAAUAUGUACAAAAUAUUUCUACCCCCCCGUUCGUUAUGUGCAUGAAAACAUCAACGGCACAACUUUGUUUCCCCAACACAGAGAAUACAGACCCACUCAUGUCCAGAGUGUCCAGAAGAAAAGUGUUUUUUAAAGGUUUAACGGUUAAUUGCACAACGAAGAGUUACUUUUAAAAAGUCUCGUUACUUAUACUUUCAUUGUUUAAAGUACAAACUUGAAAACUUUAGAAGAAAUGGAAACUUUAUUCAGUUGUUUACUGAUAAACCCGGGGACUUUCACGAGACAUCAGAUGAGUCUCUGCUCCCGCUCUCGGCUUCCUGAGGUAGAAAAUCAGUUUUAUACAUUGAGCCAAACCCCCGGAGAGAAAAUGCCUUCACGUGUCAGAGUGACUGAAUCUUUCAUUUUGUACAAACCCUCGAGUUUAUUUCUACCCAACGUUUGUCAGCAGGUCGAUCAAAGCACAUUUGUUCCUGCAGAAUUGCGAUAGCCAUACGUUUACGACGCAGAGGAGCAGAGGUGAACUUUGUUUUUGUUUUUUUGGACCGAGUCAAAGAUCUGUAAACGUGUCGGGGGUUGAAUGAUUAUUCACUGUCUGUGAUAUAAGCUUCAAGUGAUAUCAAAGUAAGAGCUUGUGGUUUGAUGAUGUUGAUUAUGAGUAUAUAUACGUGUGAGCAACAGAUGCCAAUCGAAACAACUUUUAUACGCUGAGCUGAGAGUGUAAUGAAGAGGAUGUGUCAACAUUACAUUUAGAAAUACGUGGAUUGUCGCUCGCUGGGUCAGGGACGGGAUCUGAUCGUCAGUUUCCACUUUUGCAUCUGGUUCUAAGAAUUCCUGUUUUUGUUCAGCUCUAAGGAUCCUUUAUCGAAUCUCUCGUUCACAAUCUCACUUCGUCUUUGUGGAUUAGUUGGAUGGAAAAAGUGCGAUAAAGGGAAAAUGACAAAUCCCUGCCUUAAAUAUUCAUACAUCAUGUUAAAGGAGACAUAUUCCGCUCAAUCAUUUCAAUUUG
Messenger RNA from Limanda limanda (common dab), 5882 nucleotides. Its product is annotated as calmodulin-regulated spectrin-associated protein 3. Gene Ontology annotation, cellular component: microtubule minus-end. Lineage: Eukaryota; Metazoa; Chordata; Actinopteri; Pleuronectiformes; Pleuronectidae. The record is from RefSeq and is a predicted model, not a curated record. Gene Ontology annotation, biological process: negative regulation of microtubule depolymerization; neuron projection development; cytoplasmic microtubule organization. The coding region runs from base 1 to 4716 and encodes 1571 amino acids. Gene Ontology annotation, molecular function: calmodulin binding; spectrin binding; microtubule minus-end binding. The transcript is spliced from 19 exons.